AUGGCGGGUACAAUUAUUGUGAGGAAUGAAGAUAGUCAUGAGAGUAGGCGAAUAUCUCCUGCCAUCGCUUGUGGGUUUUCAAUGCUAUGUACCUGCAAAAUUCACUCACAAAUCUCCCACUCUACAGCUCGAUUCCACUGCAGAUGGCACUUCAACGACACCGUCACAGACGCGUCGGGCAUUAUUUCCUGGCAGUCAAUGGACAUUUUUCUUAAGAAGGUCACUGGGUUCCCUCCGUUUUCAUGGGCUACGGGUGUAAAAGAAACGUCUCUAUGGAUCGAGGUCUCGGCAAACGAGCAGUGUCAAAUUACUCCGCAAAAUUUUGGGUCUCCUGCAGCAUUUCGCUUUAUGAUAGACUGUCUCUCAACUUCAGAAACAAAUGAAAGGGUGGCAAGAUUAGUGAUACCACGCACUCGUGGAUACAUUACGCGAUCCGAUAUCAUUCCGUUACGUUUACUAGACUGCCCACUGAUUGAUAGCGCUGUCGGAUUUGCAAAGCCACUGCAAGUUUUCGACGGAGAGCCGAUCCAUAUUGAGACGCUACAGCAAGUGCCAGAUGCGUUCGCAGCAUCGGCCGGAGGCAUGCUGUUGAAAGAUACCCACCCAAGUACGAAUAACACACUUGGCUUGCAAACACAUCUUGAUACGGAAUUGCGUAAUAGGUUAUCGUUUCCUUGGAUAUCGACAGAAGAACCAAAGCGUAGGACACUUGCCCUUGUUGAAGGAGGUCGUCGCAGCCCCGACCAUGGAGGGAAUGGCGAGACUGUAUUCACGGCGGCAGAGGCACUGGGAAUCGACAUGGUUGUGCUUGAUAAUCCUGGACAUUGGCUAGAUGGACCACGCUGGGCGCACUGGCGUAAAGCAUUUAUUCCUGUCGAGUGCACGUUGCAAUCCGAUGCAGCGUUUACACGCCGAGUUGUUGACGCGCUCCGCUCGUACGAUGGCCACCUUGAUGGCCUUGUGACCUUCUGUGACCAUUACAAGGAACCAGUUGCGGAAGCUGCCCUACAAUUAUCAUUACCAACAUGUUCUCCAGAAGUAUAUGCACUCGCCACGGAUAAAUACAGGUUAAGCCGCUUUGAAGGUCAUGAGGCGUACCGAGCUUCAGAUCUAGAAGAGGCUACCUAUGUCGUCCAAGAGCAUAACCUCGAGUUUCCAUUAAUUAUGAAACCAUGUACAGGGUAUCUCUCGGAAGGUGUAUCUCGAGUUGAGAGUCUCCAACAGCUCGAGGCUAGUAUACGAGCUAUCAAUGUUGAACGCCAUGGAGCAGCCUUUACUCUGGAGAAGUACUGUGACGGGCCUGAAGUGGAUGCAAACUUUAUACUCUGUGAUGGGGAGGUACUCUUUUUUGAAAUCUCUGAUGAGUUUCCCAAAGACGCAGAUAUAAAUGGCCAAGGAAAGACCGGCUUCAUGGAGCGGGGGAAUAUACUCCCUUCGAAGCUCCCGGAUGACGAACUUACUCUUAUUCGAGAUUCAUUGCAUCGAAGCUUGAUUCAGGUCGGUCUUCAAGAUGGAAUAUAUCACGUUGAAGCGCGAGUUCAGCACUCAAGGAUGGAAUUUGCAGUACGGGAUAAUAUACUAGACUUAACCGAACGGUCAACUCCUACCAAGGAAACACCCUCUUCCUGGUUGAUUGAAAUCAACCCACGACCACCCGGGAUACAGGCUUCAGACGCAUUAAAGCAUACAUAUGGAAUUGAUUACUGGGGACUUGGGUUGCUCUUUGGGGUUGAAGACAUGCAACGCGUCCGCGAACUCUCAUUCCCAUUUCUACAAGGUGCACAGUACUGGUGUGCGAUGGUAUUUAUAGCAGCUGACAAAGGUGGGGUGUAUAAUUCAGGGAAUGUAUGCACAGAACUGCUUGGUAGGCGGCCUGACCUUGGAGGUUGCGUCUCGUGGAGUCAUUGCUUCUUAAGUAAAGGCGACCGCGUUCCGGACCCUAGCACGGGAGUGAACUCGUGGGUAGCGCAUUUCAACGUCUUUUCACGGACGUCCCGGGAACACGUAUUGGAAAUUGCGGAAUGUAUUAGAAAGGAGAAGGCAACAUGUGAGGAGCAAAGAUAG
Molecule: messenger RNA, 2064 nt
Organism: Nannizzia gypsea CBS 118893
Lineage: Eukaryota; Fungi; Ascomycota; Eurotiomycetes; Onygenales; Arthrodermataceae
Exons: 2
Coding region: 1-2064 (687 amino acids)
Molecular function (GO): metal ion binding; ATP binding
Source: RefSeq, a predicted model, not a curated record